Maudiozyma saulgeensis is the source of this 1488-nucleotide messenger RNA. NCBI's taxonomy places the organism in Eukaryota, Fungi, Ascomycota, Saccharomycetes, Saccharomycetales, Saccharomycetaceae. The record is from the annotation of a GenBank genome assembly.
AUGAGUUCAGAAACUCGAAAACAUGCGAGACAUAUCAGUUUCAAUCAAACUGGUAGUAAUAUCUGUCUAGUGAAUGAUGAUAGUCAGGGUUUUAAAAUCAUCAAUACAGAUACAUUGAAAACGUUAUAUAAUGAAGCAACAGGGUCAUAUUCACAAAUUCAAUUAUAUUUUGAUUCUUCAUUAGUAAUUUUUGUUGGAUUGGGAGAAGAUAUUAAAUUUUCACCAAGAGAAUUAAAAUUAUACAAUAUUGAGACAUCAAAAAUGAUAUGUCAUUUAUUAUAUUCAGAUACUAUAUCAAAUGUUCAAGUUAAUAAAGAUCGAAUAGUUGUAUCAUUGACUAAUGAAAUAUAUAUUUAUAAUUUGACAAAUAUGAAAUUAUUACAUGUUAUUAGAAAUCUUCGUAAAUUAAAUGGUUUAAUUUCAUUAUCAAUGGGCACACCAUAUACUAAUUUAUUAAUAUAUCCAACAUAUUCAACACGUAGAAAGAGAAGAAAUAGUGGUAGAAAAAUAUCGAAUGAUAGUACAAAUGGUAGCAUUGGCACCUUAACCACCAAUAAUAGUUAUGAUAAUGAUAUUGAAGAACAGGAAGAACAGGAAGAACAGGACGAGGAUGAAGUAAUGAAGGAAGGAGAUAUAAUUAUAUUUGAUAUGAUGUUAUUAAGACCAUUAAUGGUAAUUGAAGCACAUGAGAAUCGAAUUCAAUGUAUUGAAAUAAAUGAAGAUGGUUCAUUAAUUGCUACAGCAUCAAAAUUGGGUACAAUAAUUAGAAUAUUUAACACAAUAAAUGGAACUAAAAUAAAAGAAUUUCGUCGUGGUAGUUAUAAGAGUAUAAUACAAAGUAUGAAAUUUUCUUCUGAUAAUAAUUUUUUAGUAGUAACAAGUUCAAGUAAUACUAUUCAUAUAUUUGAAUUACAGUCAUAUGAUAUUAAUAAAUUGCAAGAAUCUGAAAUAAAUAAUAGUAAUAUAAGUGUUAAAGAGACAACUGAACAAGAUCUUAUUGUAUUAGAUACUAUCUCUGCCAAUAAUACAACAAAUAUUGAUAAUAACAAUAAAAAUAAUAGUAAAACUUCAAUGAGAAGAAUGAUUAAGAAGUCGUCUCAAAAGAUAACACGAGAAGCUAAUAAGAGGUUUAAUCAAUUAUUUAUAGGAGGCAAUGAAGAUUCCCAAAAUAAAAUAAAUAUACAAAGACAUUUUGCAUGGUGUAAAUUUCCAAUAGAUAAAAUCAAAGAGCGUGGAUCAUCUAGUAUAAUUAAUAUAGAUUCCGAACCUAUAUUAUUAAACGGUUUGCAAUUGAUACAGUUACAAACAACUUCAUCUAAUGAAAUUCCUAUAAAGAAGACUAUGGAUAACAAUGAUGAUAAUAAUAACUUAACAUUAUUAUAUUUACGAAUCAAGAUAUUAACCUCUGAUGGUAACCUUUACACAUAUUUACUAGAUCCAGUCAAUGGGGGAGAAUGUAUUUUACAAUCUCAAUUGUAUAUAUUAUAG